Molecule: messenger RNA, 849 nt
Organism: Helicoverpa zea (corn earworm)
Lineage: Eukaryota; Metazoa; Arthropoda; Insecta; Lepidoptera; Noctuidae
Exons: 2
Coding region: 122-652 (176 amino acids)
Source: RefSeq, a predicted model, not a curated record
CGGCGGGAAAACACGUUCAUUCCUGUUCGUUCGUGUUCAUAAUCUUUUCACAACAAAAAUUAGCAGUUCGGCACCAGCGUUUCAGCAAAGUGUUAUCCCUAGACUUACAAAAUAUACUACAAUGCGUAACGUAGAAAUAAAAGCGAAAAUCACCGAUUACGACAACAUUUGCAAAAUCGCUCAAGAAUUGAGCGGUGGCCCGGCGAAAAUAAUCAAUCAAGAUGAUACAUUUUAUAAAGUUAAUGAAGGUCGGUUGAAAAUGAGGAUUUAUGAAGAUUCGUCGGCCACGCUGGUGAGGUACGAUCGAUCGGACGAGGGUGGACCUAAGCUUAGCAACUACGAAUUAUUGGAUUUCUCGGUUGAAGAAAAAGAAAAGGCUAAAUUAUUGGAUGAUAUGCUAAAGAAAUGUUUAGGAAUACGAGGCAGAGUUGUUAAGGAACGUAAACUCUUCAUGGUAGACCAAACCCGCAUACACAUAGACACUGUAGAAGAUUUAGGCAACUACAUGGAGUUAGAGGUUGUACUCCGUCCUGAGCAGACCUUGGAGGAAGGCCAGGCCAUCGCCCGUGACCUUCAGAACAAGCUCGGCGUAAAGGAUGAAGACCUCAUUGAAUGUGCCUAUGUAGACUUGUUAGAUAAAAAAACUAACUGAGUUGUCUUUUGUUUGUUUUUUUAUUCCAAUGUCUUGUAAGGCAAAAGUGAUUGUAAUUAAAAUUAUAACUUUUUUGGAUAAGUUUAACUGUAUAUGAUAAGUUCAUUUGUUGUCAUAAAAUACUGUUAGUUUUAAGCUUGAAAACAAAUUACAAAAGUUAAGUUAAAUUUUUGAUAUUAAAAAAUGCUUCAAAACUA